Electrophorus electricus (electric eel) is the source of this 2179-nucleotide messenger RNA. The record is from RefSeq and is a predicted model, not a curated record. Lineage: Eukaryota; Metazoa; Chordata; Actinopteri; Gymnotiformes; Gymnotidae.
UGUGUUCCGUGCGCAGUUGCAGCGUCAUUGUCAGGUCCUGUUUGAAUGAAGUUAGGGAGUCGCCACGGACACCCACUGCACACAGGUUUUGCGCCCCGGCAUUUGGACUUCUUUCGCUUCAGAUAAGACAGGAAAACAGAAGAAUGCCUGUAUUUACGGUUAAUGUGAAGUGGGGGAAGGAGAAGUUUGACGCAGUGGAGCUGAACACAGAGGAACCGCCUAUGGUGUUUAAAGCGCAGCUCUUUGCGCUGACUGGUGUCCAGCCAGAGAGGCAGAAAGUGAUGAUUAAAGGAGGGACCCUAAAGGAUGACGAGUGGGGAAAUAUCAAAUUAAAAAAUGGAAUGACGUUCCUGAUGAUGGGUUCUGCUGAGGCGCUCCCGGAGGAGCCGGCUGUGCGGCCCAUGUUUGUGGAGGACAUGACUGAGGAGCAGCUCGCUUCAGCCAUGGACCUGCCCUGUGGACUGGCCAACCUGGGAAACACCUGCUACAUGAAUGCCACCGUGCAGUGUCUCCGCUCUGUGCCUGAGCUCAAAGAGUCUCUCCGCAGGUAUUCUGGUGCCUUGCGGUCAUCAGGAGCUAACGCACCUUCUCAGUACAUCACAGCAGCUCUGCGAGACCUCUAUGAGGCCAUGGACAAGACCUCGUCCAGUGUCCCUCCCAUUAUCCUGCUGCAGUUCCUGCACAUGGCCUUCCCGCAGUUCGCCGAGAAAGGAGAUCAGGGCCAGUAUCUCCAACAGGAUGCCAAUGAAUGCUGGGUUCAGAUAAUGCGGGUUCUCCAGCAGAAACUGGAACCUCUAGAACCUGAAGCUCAAAUGGAGACAGGUGGUGAUGAGGGCGGAGCCACAGCUUCAGGAACAAAGAAGAACUUCAUUGAUCAGUUUUUUGGGGUGGAGUUUGAGACCACUAUGAAGUGCACAGAGUCAGAAGAGGAAGAAGCAAGCAAAGGCACAGAGAGCCAAUUGCAGCUCAGCUGUUUCAUCAACCAGGAGGUCAAAUACCUGGCAACCGGCCUUAGAUUGCGACUACAAGAAGAAAUCACAAAGUUUUCUCCGUCCCUACAAAGAAAUGCUCUCUAUACCAAAUCGUCCAGGAUCCGGCGCUUGCCUGCAUACCUGACUGUCCAGAUGGUUCGCUUCUUCUACAAAGAGAAGGAGUCCGUUAAUGCCAAAGUGCUAAAGGAUGUGAAGUUCCCCCUAAUGCUGGAUGUGUACGAGCUGUGCACUGCUGACCUGCAGGAGAAAAUGGUGUCUGUGAGGUCAAAGUUUAAGGACAUGGAAGACAGGAAGUUGGAGAAACUUCAGCAGAAGGUCAGUACGAAGGUGGAGGCCCCAGGAGCGGUGAAGUUUGAGCCUUUCUCCUUCCCUGACGAUCUGGGCUCCUGCAACAGUGGUUACUAUGAGCUGCAGGCGGUUCUGACCCACCAGGGCCGCUCUAGCUCCUCUGGCCAUUAUGUGGCCUGGGUCCGACGGAAAGAAGAUGAGUGGGUGAAGUUUGAUGAUGACAAGGUGAGCGUUGUGACCCCGGAGGAGAUCCUGAAACUGUCGGGGGGCGGAGACUGGCACAUCGCCUACGUACUGGUGUACGGGCCGCGGCGUCUCGAGGUCCUGGACGCUGACCAGCAGUGAACAAGAACACGCGUACCUACUUAAAUGUCAUUUCAAAGCACUGUCUGCAUAGAUGUGCAAUAAACCCUGGUGUCUUUCAAAAGUCCUCUUCAUCCAGCCGCCCAGAAGCCGCUCACCCAUCAGGUUAAGUGGGUUUUUUCCUCUCCAUCACCAGGAUUUGGGGCAGUACUCAGCCUUGUUCUUGGAAAGGUUUUCUCUUGGUUUAAAAUGUUUCCUAUAUACACAGCAUAUGUUUCUGAAGACGGCGACAGGGUGCUCCUGCCGUGCUAAUUAGAGGUUGUGUAACUGGUUAAUGUGGAUGACUGACGGGGCGUCGAGCACAAGGAGGGGUGCACCUCACCUGUUAUCGGGGGGCGGGGGGGAAUUUGUGUAUGUUUAAAUGGUGUAGGACUUUGCGGUGGGCUUUAAUACAGAAGUGCAUUCUGAAGGUGUUUUUAUGGCGAGUUGUUCUGAGAGAACUGCCACACUGCCACCACAACAGAAAACAACACUUACCUGUUAAGUUAUUGACUGCUGGCUUUUCAUAACUGGUGAUUAAAAAAAACUAAAAGUAA